Messenger RNA from Colletotrichum graminicola M1.001, 1946 nucleotides. Its product is annotated as fungal specific transcription factor domain-containing protein. Gene Ontology annotation, biological process: DNA-templated transcription. Lineage: Eukaryota; Fungi; Ascomycota; Sordariomycetes; Glomerellales; Glomerellaceae. Gene Ontology annotation, molecular function: DNA binding; zinc ion binding. The transcript is spliced from 7 exons. The record is from RefSeq and is a predicted model, not a curated record. The annotation marks the transcript as partial.
AGCUCUCUAAACAGCCACGCCCAUACCCCAUCCCUCAGUCAAGGCGCGUGUCCAACGCAGUAUCAAAUUCCAGUCCAAGCGGCAUUGCGCCUUUUGAACCGACCGGUGAAGUGCCACCUCCAAGUUAUGCAUCCAUAGAGAGCGCGCCUGGACCUCUCUUUGAGCAGCGUUUGAGAAGUCUUUUCCAUGAAAACAAUGGCAAAGAUCGGGAUUCGCCGGAGAAGGAUGUCCCGGAACAUUUGGAGCACGAAGACUCUAGUGACCUUCCUUUCACCCCUGAGUGGACUUCCACCAAUGAGUUGAUCAAGGGCAUUCCUCACCAGGCUUUUCCCAAGGAGGCCGAGUCCAACCGGCUUUUGGAUCUCUUCAAUUCAUAUAUGGGCGUGACACAGCACUUCCUAGACCAGCGAACGUUUACCGAUAACAUGACGUUGUUGUUCCAGAGUCAGGCCUCGCGUGCCAGGCAAAUGGACACUCCGUGGUUCACUCUGUACUUGUUGGUAAUGGCAAUGGGUAAGUUGAUGGAGGAAGAUCCCCGCGAGGUCCGGGGUCCUCCGGGAGCGUUCUGGUUCGCAGAAGCGAUGAAACGGCUUCCGCCACUGCACAGCAUCAGCGAGUACGGUAUUGUCGGUCUCGAGAUUCUCUGCCUGGCAACCACAUAUUUGCAGUGGAACGACAGGAAAAACGAUUCAUAUUUCUUCGUGGGAAUAACUGUGCGGCUUGCCCUGACAUUAGGCUGUAACCUGCCAUUCUCAGAGCAAAAAUGCCUUCCCUCAGAGAGAGCGCACCGAAUGAGAGUGUGGUGGACGGUAUAUAUGUUGGACCAACGCAUAUCCGCAGGGCUUGGACGUCCGGCUUCUGUCGAUGAUCGCCACCUUUCCUUUGAUCUUCCGGGGCCGUCGCCGGGCUUCGAUUCUCCUGAACCGCUCAACGUGAAUGUACAGAUUGCCCGUACAACGGGCGAGAUCAUGUCGUCACUGUACAGCAGAGGUGCCUUAUCGCAAGCCGACCUUGUCCGGAAGAUGCGCAACCUUCUCCAGUCGCUUCAUGACACUGGCCGAUCUAUACCAGCAAACCUUUCCAUAGACUUCAGCAACAAGCAGUUUGAAGUCACCAGGGCCGGUGCAUCGCUGUAUCUGAGGCUGUUUCAGGCAAGCUGGCUCCCUUCCCCUCUCGCAUGUUACUCCUCUGGGCCACCUUUGAAGGACAAGGUUCAAAAAACAGAAAAGCAGGGACCAGUAUCAUCAGCAAUAUCUCAGCUCUGCUUGCUCUGCAACGAAUCCGCCUUGAGGAUUAUUCGAAUUCUCAUGGCUAUGCAGAGGCAAGAGGAAAUCGCACCGUUCGCCUUCUUCGACCUAGACGCGGCUUUUGCUGCUUCUUUUGUCCUGAUCAUGCGCGGUUUUGCACACAAGAACGAUAGCCAAAAACCACCGCCACAAGAACUAUUUCAAGCCAUCGAAUUUAUGGAGUACUUGUCCCAGGCUGGCAACAAUGCGGCAGCGCAGCGCCUCAAGGAUAUACGGCAGUUCUCGGCUCAUGUGUGGGCCAAUGUAGUAGCCUUCGAUAGGGACCAUGACGUACAAAUGGGAGGAGAAUCCGGGGAAGCACAUGGGCUGCCCCACGUGGGGAACACUCCCGGGUCAGUAUUGGCGGAACAGUCGGGGCAGCCGUCGACGUCCCAAAUGCCACUGACCACACUGACGCCGACUUCUUCGGUGCCAUCGUGGGAGGGUGAGAUGUUUGGAGGACCUGGCGCGGAUACUUAUGGGUCGGAUACGUUGUUUGGCUUGAAUCUGGACGAGAAUCUUGAGCAGGCCUUUGGAUUGGAGGCUGCUGAGGGCAUCUACAACAGUUUCAAUGACCCUACACUGCCUCUUACAGGAGUUGAUCAGCUCGAUUGGGCCGAGUUAGAAAAGAUGAUGGCACCGGGUGGGUAUGGCUCAUAG